This is a messenger RNA of Xylona heveae TC161, 727 nucleotides long. RefSeq lists its product as hypothetical. Lineage: Eukaryota; Fungi; Ascomycota; Xylonomycetes; Xylonales; Xylonaceae. Bases 86 to 610 code for a protein of 174 amino acids. Gene Ontology annotation, biological process: microtubule-based movement. Gene Ontology annotation, molecular function: dynein intermediate chain binding. The record is from RefSeq and is a predicted model, not a curated record. The transcript is spliced from 5 exons. Gene Ontology annotation, cellular component: cytoplasmic dynein complex; cytoplasm.
AGUAUCUCGGGAAACACGACGAAACAGACCCUGGAUGUUGAAUAUACUGCCUCUGGGCGACUAUAUAUAAUUUUUGGACUUCUCAAUGGCUUCCACCAUGAUCCCACCCGUGUCGCAUGCGCGUCUCCGCGAAAUUGCUACUGAGGCGUGUAACAGCACGCUAGGCAGCGCCCACGAAUAUGAGCACUCCAAGACGGAGUCAUGGAACACAAAUAUCAUUAACACGAUUCUUCGGUCCCUCAUUGCCGAGUCCUCGUCAGGCUCCCAGUCGCCCUCGUACAAGUACGCUGUCAACAGCACCAUCAUUCAGCAUCUUUCCUCUUCCCGCAAGCAGCCCACUGGGGCUUCUACUUCUACCUCAACUCAAGUGGGAGCCAACGAAGCUUCCGCACGCGAUGACACCCAUCCUGUAGCUGGCGGAGUGGGCGAUGAGCGCCCAUCGGUAUCCUCAUCGGCUAAUGCUCCCUCUGUCGGCCGUCGGGGCAUGCACUCCGCUACUGGCGCGUAUUGGAACAAUGAAAAGGAUGGCAUGUGGAGCUUUAAAUAUGAGACAGGUGAAGAGAAGGGCAUGGAUGUCGUCAUCAGCGUGAUCUGGAUCUAUAUCGGGUAAAUGUUGAAAGUAUGCCGUUUGCUUGUCUUUCUGCAAUUUGUAAUCAUAUGGGAUCUUCAAUCUUGAUUGUAUGAAGUUGUUUAUUUAAUUUGUGCGCAAUUUGUUGUUUCAGAAGAC